Molecule: messenger RNA, 1302 nt
Organism: Culex pipiens pallens (northern house mosquito)
Lineage: Eukaryota; Metazoa; Arthropoda; Insecta; Diptera; Culicidae
Exons: 3
Coding region: 163-1131 (322 amino acids)
Molecular function (GO): protein binding
Source: RefSeq, a predicted model, not a curated record
UUCAUCCAAGGUCACGCAAACAACGUGAAGAAUGCAUUUGUUUGCAUUAUUUGCACGAAUUUGGGCACUCAAAUCUAGACCAGCUGCACUAAAACUGUGGCGAUUUUGAGGGAUGCCAGUCAAGGAAGGCACAGUCUAAAGUUCUUCCAAGUCGAAGUUAAAAUGAGUUUAGAGCAAAGUUCAACAAAAUCAGCGAUUACAAAUUUUCCAAAUGAGAUCCUGGAAGAGAUCUUCUCCUACCUCGAGUUCGAAGAACGUCUGACUGCUUCGCAGGUUUGUCUCCGCUGGCACGGAACCGCUCUCCGGUGGAGUGAAAUUCGCCUAGGGGUCUACUCCCCCGACGAUUCUGACCUCGAAACCAUCCUGGCCAGUGAACGACCUUACCGGCAUCUCCAGCUGAACGGUGAUCAAUUUGCCGCGCAGCUGGUAACCAAAUUCGGUUCCAGUUUGAGAUCUUUGAGCAUUACCAACGUUGAAUCGUGGAGCUGGCUAGGUUCGCUUGGUGGACUGCCGGAACUUCAGAGCCUGUACAUCAAAACAAGCUAUCGAUACGACUCUCUGACGGAUGCUCCUCUAGGGCAACCUUGUUCAACGUUGCGUUGGUUGACUAUUGAGGAGAUUGGUUCCGACGUGUUUCCCGCUUUAAAUAGAUUCAUCAGUGCGACCUUUCCUGCACUGGAGUGUUUAAGGGUGGAGUACUACUCCGGAGUUUUCCGUCUGUCGAAUCUUCCAGAGCUGGCAGAAUUGGUGAUGAUCGGAUACAACGAAAUCGACGACGGAUUGCUGCAGGACAUCAAAUCCCUGCCAAACCUUCGAACGAUCGUCCUCGCCGGAAGGCGACUCGAGUGCGACUACCCGGACCACGUUCUCCGCAGUGACCACAUCCGGACGGUGCAGAUCGGCACGGACGAUCCGCUCUUCGACGACGAGCUGCUUCAGCUGACGGAGGUGUUUCCGGCGAUGACCGCCUUCAGCUGUACCCGGUGGUCGCUGUGCACGGUGGCCGGAAUCGACGCUGCGAGACGGAGGCUUCCGAACUGCACCUUUGACGUGGAACCGACGGAGGAUUCCAUGGAGGUGGGGGCGGGAUCGGAUGGGGAGGACUCGAGCAGCGAGACGGAGUCGAGUUGAUUUUGUUAGUUCUAGUAAUAAAACAGUUUUCUAGGUUGUUCACGAAAUGUUGUGCUGAAUCUUAUCACGAAAGUUCAUGAUUUGCUAAACGUAAACAAACGGAUUCACUUCAACGCAUGCGCUCGACAAAAACUGCACCAAUACAUGAACAGUCUUCGAAUGUACGGAUGA